AUGGCUUCUUCCUCACUUCCUGGUAACUUCAUCGUCUCUAAAGGAAAGGGAGAUCUCCUUAUGGUCACCCUCCGUCACCCCAAAUACCCCAAGGCAUCAUGUGACGUCUACGUCUACGGUGCUCACGUGGCUAGAUGGACCGACCGAGAAGGCAACUCCAACCUGUAUCUGUCCCCUAUCGCUGACUAUGGCAACGGUAAAGCCAUGAGAGGCGGAGUCCCCGUCUGUUGGCCGCAAUUCGCUGGUAACGGUCCCUUCCAGAAGCACGGCUUCGCGAGGAACACUGAGUGGGAGCUCGACAGCUACAGCACCGAGGAGGAUCCGUGCGAUACAGCAAUCAUGUUCUUCUGCUCUAAGGCUACUGCCCUUAAUUAA
This is a messenger RNA of Perkinsus marinus ATCC 50983, 375 nucleotides long. RefSeq lists its product as hypothetical. Lineage: Eukaryota; Perkinsozoa; Perkinsida; Perkinsidae. The coding region runs from base 1 to 375 and encodes 124 amino acids. Gene Ontology annotation, biological process: carbohydrate metabolic process. The record is from RefSeq and is a predicted model, not a curated record. Gene Ontology annotation, molecular function: carbohydrate binding; isomerase activity. The transcript has 5 exons.